ACUUUGAUUGACAUCUACGAAGAUCGGAUUACAAGAUGGCGGUCUGCGGACGUUAGCGAGGAGGCCGUUAGAGUUGUUGUGCUUUCUUUGAAUUUUACAGUUUUAUUACCAGGCCUUCUGCUUAGCCCCUUUAAGUAGUUGACGUAAUAUGUUUAUGAAGUUGGCAAAAAAUAUAUAACUACUGUCGUAAACUUUCAUUAGACGUGCAUGUUUAAUAACAUGCAGGUGGGAAAAAAGUUAACAGGUCGAGGAAAACACUAGACGGAGCGAGCUGAUAGCCUGUUAGCUUCGACUUGGUUAACCAUGUCGGACACUCGGCGGCGGGUGAAAGUGUACACCCUUAAUGAAGACCGACAGUGGGACGACCGGGGCACCGGACAUGUUUCGUCCACAUUUGUGGAACGAUUAAAGGGAAUUUCUUUAUUAGUUCGAGCCGAAUCUGACGGUUCAUUAUUGUUGGAGUCGAAGAUAAGUCCGAAUACUGCAUAUCAGAAACAACAGGACACACUGAUUGUCUGGUCAGAAGCAGAUAAUUAUGACCUUGCCCUAAGUUUCCAGGAAAAGGCUGGUUGUGAUGAGAUCUGGGAGAAGAUUUGUCAGGUUCAAGGCAAAGACCCUGCUCUGGACAUCACCCAGGACCCUAUCGAUGAGUCAGAGGAGGACCACUUUGAAGAGAUUCCAGAGACCACCCACCUGGUCGAGCUCCCUCCCUGCGAGUUAGGCCGGCUUGAAGAAAUUGCUGAUCUGGUUACGUCUGUCUUGUCCUCACCCAUCCGGAGGGAAAAACUUGCUCUGGCAUUGAUGAGCGAGGGGUACAUCAAGAAACUGCUGGGUCUCUUCAGAGUGUGUGAAGACCUGGACAACCGAGAAGGCCUGCAUCACCUCUAUGAGAUUGUGCGAGGUGUCUUGUUCCUUAACAAAGCAGCCCUGUUUGAGGUCAUGUUCUCUGACGACUGUAUUAUGGAUGUGGUGGGCUGCCUCGAGUACGACCCAGCACUGGUUCAGCCGAAACGACACCGAGAGUUUCUGACCAAGACGGCAAAGUUUAAGGAAGUGAUUCCAAUCACGGACUCGGAGUUGCGGCAGAAAAUCCACCAGACCUACAGAGUUCAGUACAUCCAGGACAUAAUCCUGCCCACACCCUCAGUCUUUGAAGAGAACUUCCUGUCCACACUGACAUCCUUCAUCUUCUUCAACAAAGUGGAAAUUGUCAGUAUGUUGCAGGAGGAUGAGAAGUUCCUCACUGAGGUCUUUGCACAGCUUACAGAUGAAGCCACAGAAGAAAGUAAAAGAAGAGAAUUGGUGAACUUUGUCAAGGAAUUCUGUGCUUUUUCGCAAACAUUGCAGCCACAAAACAGGGAUGCCUUCUAUAAAACUCUGGCGAAUCUAGGGAUUUUACCCGCUCUUGAAAUAGUCAUGGGAAUGGAUGACCUUCAGGUGCGAGCAGCGGCCAUUGACAUAUUCUCUUACCUGGUGGAAUUCAGCCCAUCAAUGGUCAGAGAGUUUGUCAUGCAGGAACCACAGCAAACUGAAGAUGAUGUUCUGCUGAUAAAUGUUGUGAUCAAGCAGAUGAUUUGUGACUCAGAUCCAGAGUUAGGAGGGGCUGUCCAGCUGAUGGGUCUGCUCAGGACACUCAUUGACCCUGAAAACAUGCUGGCUUCCACCAAUAAAACUGAGAAGACAGAAUUCCUGAGUUUCUUUUACAAGUACUGCAUGCAUGUCCUGACCGCUCCUCUUCUGGCCAAUACUGCACAUGACAAAAACUCAAAAGAUCACCCAGAAGGAUCUGCAAAGAUUAACCCAGUUUGUCCAGACAACUUCCAAACGGCUCAGCUGCUGGCACUGAUCCUGGAGCUGCUCACAUUCUGUGUGGAGCACCACACCUACCAUAUCAAGACCUAUAUUAUGAACAAAGACCUGCUCAGGAGAGUGCUGGUGCUCAUGAACUCAAAACACACCUUCCUCGCUCUUUGUGCAUUGCGUUUUAUGCGCAGGAUCAUUGGACUAAAAGACGAGUACUACAACCGCUACAUCAUCAAAGGGAACCUGUUUGAGCCUGUCAUUAAUGCCCUGCUGGACAACGGCACCCGAUACAACCUCCUCAACUCAGCCAUCAUCGAACUCUUCGAGUUCAUCAAAGUGGAGGACAUCAAAUCUCUCAUAGCUCACAUUGUGGAUAACUUCUACAAAGCACUUGAAUCCAUUGAAUAUGUACAGACGUUCAAGGGCCUGAAAGGCCGGUAUGAGCAGGAGAAAGACCGGCAGAGUCAGAAACUCAACAGAUAUCGCAGAGACGCACGGUCUUUGGACGAGGAUGAAGAGUUGUGGUUCAACGAUGAAGACGACGAUGAAGAUGGCGAGGCGGUGGAGAGGAGGAUGGAUGAUGACUUCUCUGACAGCUACGAAAAGUUCAUGGAAGCCAAAAAAGGAGCUGCCAACGGAGCUAAUGGUGCCAAUAACGCAAAGUCUGCCACUAUCCCACCUGCCUCACCAGCUGUCACUUCAAACACUUCAUCUUCCUCAGUCAAAACAGUUGCUCUUCCUGCCACUCCUGUUGUUAAGACUGCUCUUGUUGGUUUGGUGGACUAUCCUGACGAUGAGGAUGAAGAGGAAGAAGAUGAGGAGGAGGAGCAGUCUCCAAGAAAGCGACCCCGUCUGAGCGCUUAAGGCUAAUAAUAGUCCUCUCUGGUUUGGCCAUGGUUGACGGACGUUGAGUCUCUCCCAUUCCCCUCUCCCUUUGGCUGACUCGUUGGUCCUCGGCCUGCUGGCGCCACCUUCUGGUCCCUCUGAGGUGUCGCACCGAGCAAGAUGAGCCUCCCGCCUUUCUCAGUCCUGAACUCUGCUCCUUGCUCCCUCUUUGGAAGGAGGUGGAGAGCUUCUCUGGAAAGACAGACUGCAGUCUAUUUCUAUAGGCUGUGUGGUUGUUUUUUUUUUUUUUACCCCUUUUUAUUAAACACAUAACCUGGUUUGGGAAAUCCAAAUCUCUUCUUCCUGAAGGAAGCUUCAUUUCGAUUUACUCGUUUUUCUCUGCUUUCUUUCCUUCACCAUUCAACCGUCAAACAUGAGACGUGGCAACCCCAGUUCUAACGCCGUUUUCCCCCACUAUUUCUGUUGCUGCAACAGCCGGGAAGCUUCGGCAUUACGGCAGUCCUUUACAUCCAUCUCCAAACCGAAGCAAUGAGGCAGACGAAGCCAAAACCCGACCAGCCAGCGUACAAACUGUUCAGCUGGCCGCCCAGGCUAGCGGGACUAGCCCUCAAAGCUUGACUGGCUGGAGCUGAUUGUGUGCCACCCUGUCAGAUUCAGAGGGAUUCAGGCAGCAUAGAAAUGUUAAAUGAAGGGGGAGGUGACGAAUCAAAACCUGGAUGAACACUCAGCCGUGAUGUUGCUUAGCUCCAGUAGAGCAGGACUCAAACAUUAAAAGCCAUGGCAUCAGUUUGGGCAAGGCGCACAGAACACAAACACACAAUGUUUUGCAGGAUUGUUAGCCAGGCGUCCUGCAUUUCAUGAGUUUGUUGAAGUACUGUACACAUGUUGUUUCUUUCCCUUUCUAACAAUUUCCCAUUGACGUGGUUUUGAAACGGGAGAGACAUGCCCACCUGCUUUUUUCUUUUGUUAAUUUUGUCAUUACACAAAAAGGUGGGUCACUGCACCGUUUUAGUGCAUUUCAUUUGUUUUGGUGUAAACCUCAGAAAAACAUGUCGGGUUUAAAAAAAAAAAAAAAAUCUUAUUAAAACUGCGGCAGUGUCACUCCUGCAGCCAACAUUUUGAGGAUGCUUUGAGUUUUUGUCAGUUUGAGUUUAGCCUCUUUAUGAGCCACACCCAAUGAUCUGCUGUGGUUUGGUUCUAACUGGGUGGCAGACCAUAGCUCCACCUUUUAUGAAGUCAAAAACUUUCAGACAGAUCACAGGGGCAGUUAGUUUCCAUUUGACAUAGAAAGCCUCCCACCUUGGUGGAGCACAUACGUUUCCUUUAAUUAAACCUGCAGUGAAAUAAGCAGAAGGAAACGAGUUGCAGUGUUAAGAGGUGUGAAUGGAUGAGCAAUUUUUCUUUAGUUCUAAUCAAGACAUGAUUUGACCCCUGUGGUUGAGGCAGUGUAGCUUUUUGAUGUAAUGUGUUUUACAGUCAAAUCACACAAAGUCAGAUGAAGGGAUUCAAAACUAAGUCUCUGAGAAUGCAAGCAGUGGGGUUGGAACGAGUAAAAUGAUUGCCAAUGUGCUUGUCUGGAGCUGGGCGAUGAACUGGCUUUGCUCCUUUCUGUCGGCGUCACCCAGCAACGACGGCUUCUGCUCUCAAUUUGUACCAAGUGCAUUUAGUACCACUAUCCAUUCUUUACAUUUGUAUGAAUUUAUUUGAUAAGUUUUGGAAAUUAAAUGUGACCCUGACAUUGAA
Girardinichthys multiradiatus is the source of this 4392-nucleotide messenger RNA. Its product is annotated as serine/threonine-protein phosphatase 4 regulatory subunit 3-B-like. Lineage: Eukaryota; Metazoa; Chordata; Actinopteri; Cyprinodontiformes; Goodeidae. The transcript is spliced from 16 exons. The record is from RefSeq and is a predicted model, not a curated record. Gene Ontology annotation, biological process: protein dephosphorylation; DNA damage response. Gene Ontology annotation, cellular component: protein phosphatase 4 complex; nucleoplasm. Gene Ontology annotation, molecular function: protein phosphatase activator activity. The coding region runs from base 304 to 2667 and encodes 787 amino acids.